AUGAGACGAUUACUAGCAACGAUCGGCAACGUGUUGGUGCUGGUGGUGUUCUACAAGCACAAGAAGUUGAGGAAGAAUCCUCACAAUCAGCUGCUUCUGAACCUUGUGAUCUCCGACUUGGGCAUCUCUCUGUUUGGCUACCCACUAACAACCUCGUCUAAUUAUGCCGGCAGAUACCUGUACGGGAAGGUGGGAUGUGUCAUUCAAGGCUUCAUGACUUUCACCCUGGCACAGACCGAUAUGAACACCCUGGCGUGUUUGAGUAUCUACCGUUUCAUUUCAGUAUGCAUGCCGGGGGAUGUUCACCGCCUUACCCGUUCCGUGACGAUCAAAGUGAUAAUAUUCCUGUGGCUGUACUCCCUGUUAUGGACCGUUCCGCCGCUUCUGGGGUGGAGCGCCUACACUUACGAACCCUUCGGUACCUCCUGCAGCAUCGACUGGGAUGACAAGGAAUCCGGAGCCGUCGCCUACACGUGGUGCCUUAUAAUUUACUGCUACAUCGUCCACAUCCUCAUCAUCGCUUACUGCUACUACAAGAUCGCAAUGAAGGCCAGGGAUGUCCACUCCAGGCUCAAACAUUUUACCAUUGGGGGAAUAUGCAACUCCGAUUCCAUGUGCCUGCGACGUGUUCACAUGGAGAGGAAAUCAAGCCUUAGGAUCAUUUUCCACGGCUCCCGCCUGCUGCCGGCGACCAAACAGGCCAUGAUAUCAGCUGCCCACUGA
Molecule: messenger RNA, 723 nt
Organism: Haliotis rubra (blacklip abalone)
Lineage: Eukaryota; Metazoa; Mollusca; Gastropoda; Lepetellida; Haliotidae
Product: visual pigment-like receptor peropsin
Exons: 4
Coding region: 1-723 (240 amino acids)
Biological process (GO): visual perception; G protein-coupled receptor signaling pathway
Cellular component (GO): membrane
Molecular function (GO): G protein-coupled receptor activity
Source: RefSeq, a predicted model, not a curated record